This is a messenger RNA of Phacochoerus africanus (Common warthog), 885 nucleotides long. It is a transcript of the gene RNF175, whose product is annotated as ring finger protein 175. Gene Ontology annotation, molecular function: metal ion binding; ubiquitin protein ligase activity. The record is from RefSeq and is a predicted model, not a curated record. Lineage: Eukaryota; Metazoa; Chordata; Mammalia; Artiodactyla; Suidae. Gene Ontology annotation, cellular component: endoplasmic reticulum membrane; Golgi membrane.
AUGAAGAGGCAGAUGAAGGGCUGGAACCCAGGUCUUGCCAGGGCACAGCAGGCAGUUCUCAGCCCCAUCACCUACCACAAAGAGACCAGGCUGAGGCCAAAAGCACAGGAGAAAGCUAAGAAUGAAGGGCCUUUUCAGCCGACCUUCUUGGCCAGUUCUAGCCUGCGGCAGGCAAGCAUUUACAAGAUGCACCUCGGUCAUGAGUCCGUGCACGUGGAGAUGACCUUGAUCUUCCUCUGCGCCCUGGUCAUCGCCCAGGUAGUGCUGGUGCAGUGGCGACAGAGAUAUGGCCUGUCUUACCACCUGCUGACCCUGCUGCAGAUGUGGGUUAUCCCUUUGUAUUUCACGAUAAAACUUUUCUGGUGGUGGUUUCUGUCUAUAUGUGGAAUGGUCUCAGUUAUUAUGAGCUACAUCCUCUUCAGAGCUACCAAACCACCCCUCUCAGGGCGAACACCAUGAUUGGUCUACAAAUGAUUUCUUCUAAUCUACAAGCUCAGCUAUGCAUUGAAAGUAGAUUACUUGGCCACCCUGUUUACAUUCUACAGCAUUAGCGGGAAGCCUACCAGGAGCUUGGCAGAUGCUGUCUGUGGGCAGAAGAUCAUCGCGGAGCUUGGUGAAGAAGGGCUCAUCGAAAGCACCUACCAGCUUUCCUGCAAACACUGCUUUCGUGAAUUUUGCAUCUGAGGUUGGUGUAUUGUUGAUAAAAAGCAGACAUGACCUCACUGCCAAGAAACGGUUGAUUUGAAGAGGAUGAUCAAUAACCUCUGGGAGCGCAUGCACUUUUUAUAGGGACACAUCCUGGAUUGGCUUUGUUAUCUGGUGGCCUGGCAGCCUGUGGUGAUAGGAAGAGUCCAAGCCAUUAAUUAUUCCCUCAGGCUGGAAUAA